Choloepus didactylus (southern two-toed sloth) is the source of this 3444-nucleotide messenger RNA. It is a transcript of the gene SPATA2, whose product is annotated as spermatogenesis associated 2. Bases 1107 to 2663 code for a protein of 518 amino acids. The transcript is spliced from 3 exons. Lineage: Eukaryota; Metazoa; Chordata; Mammalia; Pilosa; Megalonychidae. Gene Ontology annotation, cellular component: cytoplasm. The record is from RefSeq and is a predicted model, not a curated record. Gene Ontology annotation, biological process: protein K63-linked deubiquitination; regulation of tumor necrosis factor-mediated signaling pathway; protein linear deubiquitination.
CGGCCCGGCAUGGGCAUAGGCCUUUCCCCGGUCCCAGUGCGCAGCCGCGUUCAGACCCGCCCCGCUUGAUGUGGCUUCCGGGCGGAGUGUUUCCGGGUCGCCGCUGGUGCCGGGGUACUGGUCUCCGUACCCCGCAGCCGGCCGGAGCGGCGAGAGCCCAGCUGGGCCUGGCUCCGGCUCCGGCGGCGGCGGCUGCGGCGGCAUCUCCUUCUUGCUCCUCCUCGGCCGGGACGGCCUCGGCGGCAGUGCUAGGGGUGAGUGCAGGGCGGUAGCGAGCGGAAACUCCCUCCGGGGCUUCCCCGGGCGGAGGGGGCGCCUGGCUCGGCAGGGCUCGGCGGGCCCGGGAUCGUGGUCCCCUCGCGGCCGGCAGGGGCGACAGGCGGAUUCGUCCUUUCGGCGAUCCCAGAGCCCCAGCUUGUCCACGCCCCCGGGGGUGCUGCCUCGCAGACUUACGGGAUUAGCCGACGGUGGCUUGGGACAGCUCCGGAGAAGAACCCCCACUUCGGCGACUAGCCAAGCAGGAGGACACCCUGAUUCUACCGUGAAGCAGUUAUCGCGCAGUGGCCCCCAGCUCAGGCUCUAGGGGCAGACCUGGGUUUGUACUCACUAUGUGACCUUGGACAAGUCAUUUCACCUUAUGAUCCUCAGUUGCCUCAGUUAUCAAAUGGGGGUGAACCUACCUGCUAGCGUCGUAGUGGGUAUGAAAUGAGAAGAUGCAUGUGAAGCCCAGCCCCCGGCGUACAGUAGGCGUCUUAAGUGAAAGCUGGUAUUACUUCAUUUCACAAGCCGGUGGGAAGGGACCGAGUUUGAGACUGGGGUGUUUUUCUUAACUGAUUUGGCCCUCGCGGGCUGUAAGAAUUAUCCAAGGUGGGAACAGCAGCCGCCGGCUUCUGUCUCUUGCAAGGAGGGGGAAGCAGCUUCCUUCAGAACGCCUCUGAGAGGCGGCUGCCACCAGAGAAGCUCGCUUUCAGCACCUCUGGGGUUAUUUUCAGAGAUUUGAGCACUCUGCUGGCCCAGGUGGGCAACGUGUCCGUGUUAUUAGCCAUGUCCCGGCCUCUAAACCAGAAGCCAUGGGGGAGUUAAGGUAGCCCCCCUCUCUGGAUUGGAUGGGGAAGCCCAGUUCAAUGGAUACAAAAUAUAAGGAUGACUUAUUUCGGAAGUACGUGCAGUUCCACGAGGGCCAAGUGGACACCACCCCCAGCAAGCAGCGGCCUGGCAGCGAUGAGUACCUGCGGGUGGCAGCCUCAACCCUGCUCAGCCUACACCAGGUGGAUCCCUUUUAUCGAUUCCGGCUGAUCCAGUUCUACGAGGUGGUGGAGAGCUCUCUGCGCUCACUGAGCUCCUCCAGCCUCCGGGCUCUGCACUGCGCUUUCAGCCUGCUGGAGACAGUGGGCGUCAACCUCUUCCUCUACCCGUGGAAGAAGGAAUUCAAAAGCAUCAAGACCUACACGGGCCCUUUUGUUUAUUAUGUCAAGUCUGCAUUACUGGAAGAGGACAUUCGCACCAUCCUGAACUACAUGGGAUACGUGCCUGAGUUGGGGACUGCAUACAAGCUCAGAGAGCUAGUGGAGACUCUCCAGGUGAAGAUGGUCUCCUUUGAGCUCUUUCUGGCCAAGGUGGAGUGUGAGCAGAUGCUGGAAAUCCACUCUCAAGUGAAGGACAAGGGCUACUCGGAGCUGGACGUUGUGAGUGAGCGCAGAAACAGCACGGAGGAUGCACGUGGCUGCUCAGACGCCCUUCGGCGGCGGGCCGAGGGCAGGGAGCACCUAACGGCCUCCAUGGCCCGGGUGGUGCUCCAGAAGUCAGCCAGCGAGCGGGCGGCCAAGGACUACUACAAGCCCCGUGUGACCAAGCCCUCGAGAUCAGUGGAUGCUUAUGACAGCUACUGGGAGAGCAGGAAGCCGCCCCUGAAGGCCUCCUUGAGCCUGCGGAAGGAGCCUGCGGCCCCAGAAUUGGGGGAUGACCUCAAGGAUGAGAUUAUCCGCCCGUCCCCUUCACUACUAACCAUGUCCAGCUCCCCCCAUGGGAGUCCGGAUGACCUCCCACCUGCCUCCCCCAAUAAUGGCCUCAGCCUGCUGCGCAGCCCCUACUUCUCCACUCAGGAUGAUGUGGAUCUGUACACUGACUCGGAGCCCAGGGCCACCUACCGGAGGCAGGAGGCCCCACGGCCAGAUGUGUGGCUGCUCAGAAACGAUGCCCACCCCCUCUACCACAAGCGCUCGCCCCCCGCCAAAGAGUCUGCGCUAUUGAAGUGCCAAAACUGCGGGCUGUCGUGUAGCUCCUCCCUCUGCCAGCGCUGUGACAGCCUGCUCGCCUGUUCCCCGGCCUCCAAGCCCGGCGCCUUCCCUGGCAAGGCCUCUGCUCACGACAGCCUGGCUCCCGGACUCCCUCUGCGGGAGAAGUACUCGGGCCAGACUCAGGGCCUUGACCGACUGCCACACCUCCACGUGAAAUCCAAGCCCUCCGCCACCUCCCGCUGUGGCUUCUGCAACCGCCCAGGUGCCACCAACACCUGCACCCAGUGUUCAAAAGUUUCCUGCGACGCCUGUCUCAGCACCUACCAUUACGACCCCUGCUGCAAAAAGAGUGAGCUGCACAAGUUCAUGCCCAACAGCCAGCUGAACUACAAGUCCACCCAGUUCUCCAGUAUCUUGCAUAGAUAGACUUGACCUUUCACCUUCCUGCUACAAGGGCUACACCACUGACCUUUCUGGUUUCAUGGUGAAGAAGGAGUGAUGCAUUGAUCUUGGAAGCAGAGGCCUGCACUUUACCAUUUAGGUGCCCAGAGGAUUGUGGGGCUGGCUGCCCCCGCUUGUGGGAGUUCACUUAGCUCUCAGUAAUGCGGACAUUUCAACCAAUGGCUGCUUUGUCCUUUGACAAGGGAGAGGGUAGCACUUCCAUUCAGAUUCAUUUUUACUAAUCUCUACUCUUAUUCAGUUGUUUUUGUUUUUUCUUUUUUAAAGAGGAUUUCUAUCUCUAGAACUCUUCUCACCCACCGAGAAGGCAACUUGGACUGGGAAGGACCUUUCAGGUCACUUCCACACACACACCUGGAGUGGCGAGCUGGAGGCCUGUUGGCUUGUGAAAUGAGCCCUCCUGCCACACUUGGGCCUCUUCCAGUGGCUCAUCCCUCUCCACUCCCACCCCCAACACAAGCAUCCCUGCCUGGGCUCUCCUCCUCCCUGGCUUACCCCUGCCUCUCUGGGUUUCAGGGGCUGAGCCGAGGCCACUGUUAGCUGAAUGUCAUCCUGUUGCCAAGCACAGCUCAUCUUACUUAGCCCACGGUAUUUGUGAACUUUUCUCCAAAGCAUUGAAGUGUGCACCUUCCACAGCAGGACUGACUGUUUUUUUUUCCUUUCUGUUGUUUGCACAUGCCCCUCUUACUGUAUUGUAAAUAGAUAUUUUUGAGAUUUAUUUUUAAAUAAAUAUUCAACUUGCCAAGUG